GUUGCAUAGAUUCUCUCUCCUAGGGUGAUAACGGUCUAAGAGAGAGAAAACAGUUACAGUCAAAAUCCCUAGUCUUUCAUGGCGUGUUCCCACCGGAAUUCGCUCCUGAUUGCCGGUUCUAAGUCGUCGGCAGACACUGGGUUUGCUCCUCGUUCUGUUGUUCCGUCGGAGUCUUCUCAAAGUUUGCGAGAUAAGUUGCAAGUUGAAGUUCGAAGUAUCACAGAGGCCUUGUCGUUGGCUAACCCAACUCUGGCAAGAACACCUGCAACAGAUUUCGUGGUAGCUCCAGUCAUCCAAACCAGAGUUUCUUGGGCAGAUGCUGUUGCCAAUGAUUUGAAGGAAAGCUCUACAGCCAGUGAUUUGGGUAAAGCAUCUCUUUCCUAUUUUCCCCCUGAAUUGAGAGAUGGCAAGUUAAUUGUGAAACCCCCUAAUUCUGUUUACAAGGAAGGCAUUAAAUCUUGGGAAACUUGUCUAAUUGGGUGUUUUCUGGGAGGGUCCUCGCCGAAUUAUGGUGAUAUAGUGCAUACCGUCAACAAACUCUGGGGCAAGAAAGGAAAGAUUUCAAUAACUGGAAUGGGCAAUGGCCUAAGCUAUAUUGCUAGUGCCAUUGGGAAACUUCUGUCUCUUGACAAGGCUACGGAGCAGCGUACCCAUAUCAAUUAUGCUCAGGUUUGUGUUGAGGUUGACAUUGAUAAAACCCAUAUGCUCCCUGAAUCUGCACCUGUUCUUGAUGAUCAAUCAGAAGUGAGUGUCUUGUUUGAGUACCCCUGGCUUCCUGUUAAGUGUGAAAUUUGUAAAAAGGAGGGGCAUACUAGUCGUGAUUGUUCUCAGCAUCCAACUAAACCUGCUCUUAAGCAGGAAUGGAGGGCAGUCUCGAAAGGCAAGAAAAUAGAGCAGUUUAUGCCAGAAAUACUAGUUGUAUCUGAAAUACCAGUGGUUCAACCUGCCAAGGAUAUUCAAGUUGUUCAACCUGAGCCUUCACCUAGCCUCUUGGUUGGCAAUUCCUUUGCUAUAUUAGACAAUGCAGUUGAAACUGAAGCUGCAACUAUUCAUGAGGUGAGAAAAACAAGGAUGGCCUCCAAAGGUGUUGCUAUAGCUACUAAAGCAUUAGUCCCUAAACAAAGACAGUCCAGGAAAAGUUCAAAUUCCUCCAGUGAGAACUUUCUCAAGGUUUCUAAUUUCUUGUUACCUGGCUGGUCUACUCUUAAUAACUAUGAGCAUGCUAGAUUAGGAAGGAUCUGGAUAUUCCAUAAGCCAUAUAUUCAAAUUACUAUUUCUAGCAUGCAUCACCAGGCUAUUCAUUGUCAUGUCCUCAACACAUCCAUCAAUCCCUACUUUGAUGGUUUGAGGCAAGAGAUGUGGAGUGAAAUGGUAGCUUUGAGCCAAGCAUUACCUGCAGUGCCUUGGCUGGUUAGGGGAGAUUUUAAUGAAAUUAGAUUUUUUUGUGAACAAUCAGAUUGGCAAUCCCUCCCUUGUCUUCCUAAGGAAUCUGAGAUGUUUCAUGAAAAGCUUAAUGAGGCUGAACUACAUGAUUUGUUAUCUACAAGCUCUUUCUUUGCUUGGUCAAAUAAGAGGUGCAUAGGCCCCACUGCAAAGAAGCUUGAUAGAUUAUUGGUGAAUGAAUUCUGGUUGAAUGCUUUCCCAAACACCACAGCAGCUUUUCUUCCUCCUGGUUUCUCUGACCAUUGUGCAGGAUCUGUGGAAAUUCACUUGCCUGUGGAAAAUAAGGGUAGGAAACCCUUUAAGCAAUUGAACAAGGAGCACUACAAUGAUUUGCAAUGCAGAAUACAGCAUGAGAAGGAUAAAUUGCAUAUUAUACAAGUAGAUUUAUUGCAAAACCCAAAUGGUGAUUUGGUUCAUGUUGAACAAGAACAAGCUCAAAAAGUGGCUGCUUUGCAAUUGGUUGAGGAAUCCUUCUUCAGGCAAAAAUCUAGAAUCAAAUGGCUACAAGAAGAAGAUGGGAAUACUACUUAUUUCUACAAAGUGGUAAAGGCUAGGACAAGCAGAAAUACAAUUAAGGAGUUACUCACUUCUGAUAACAAGCGAAUUACAACACUCCCUGACAUGGAACAAGAAGCUGUUGAGUUCUACAAAGGGCUUUUAGGGACCGUGGAUAGUUGCUGUACUAAUGUUGAUAAAGGCUGGCUUAAAGAUUUAGUUCAAUUUCAAUUGCUAGAGAAUAUGAAGGCCUUUCUUACACAACUUGUCAUUGAUUUAGAAAUCAAGAAUGUGGUUUUCAAUAGCCUGAGUAAUAAAUCACCUGGACUAGAUGGCUACACAUCAGAAUUCUAUAAAGCAGCAAGGCCUGUGGUAGGGGAUUUGGUUACCAAGGCAAUUCAGGAAUUCUUCAUAUCUGGUAAGAUACUCAAGGAGAUAAAUUCCACCCUUAUUUCUUUGGUGCCAAAAGUUCCAAACCUGUCUAAGAUGACUGAAUUUAGACCUAUCUCUUGCUGUAAUUUGAUCUACAAAUUUAUAGCUAAGCUUCUUGCUAAUAGGCUCAAAAAGUGUUUGCCCCUCUUUAUUAGUAAGAAUCAAUGUGCCUUUAUUGAGGGGCGAUUGAUGGUGGAGAAUGUUUUGCUGGCACAGGAGCUAGUAAAAAAUUAUCAUAAGGUUGGCUUGAGUCCUAGAUGUGCACUCAAAAUUGAUCUCAUGAAGGCUUUUGAUUCUGUAUGCUGGGACUUUGUUUUCCAAACAUUUCUUGCCCUUGGUUUCCCUACCCAAUUUGUUAAUUGGCUGAAGGCUUGUGUUGCAACGCCUAUGUUCUCUGUGGUAUUCAAUGGCAAUCUAGCAGGAUAUUUCCCGGGUAGAAAAGGUAUUAGACAAGGGGACCCUCUAUCCCCUUAUAUAUUUGUAGUUUGCAUGGAAAUACUUUCUAGACUACUGAACAAGGCUGCUCUAGAAGGGAAAAUUGCUUAUCAUCCUAAGUGUGCCAAGGUUCAGCUCACACAUCUCUGCUUUGCUGAUGAUCUAAUCAUUUUUACAAAUGGGAGUUCAGCCUCUUUGACUGCUAUUGAUGCUGUUCUUAUGCAGUUUUACACAAUUUCUGGUUUAAAGGUUAACUACGCUAAAUCAGAAAUAUUUUGUUGUGGCCUUGCUAAUGAUGAAAUUAAAAAACUCAAGGAGGAUUUUGGUUUCAAGGCUGGUGUUUUGCCAGUUAGGUACCUUGGAGUACCAUUAAUAACAGGAAAGCUGUCUGAAAAAGAAUUGAAGCCCCUGAUUUCUAAGAUAACAGACAGGAUGAACUCCUGGAGUGCUAAGCACCUUUCUUUUGCUGGUAGAUUGCAACUCAUCACUGCAGUUAUACAAGGAAUUACCACCUUUUGGUGCUCUACUUUUAUUCUGCCAAAGAAAGUUAUCAGGGAGGUGGAAAGAAUAUGUGCUGCAUUUCUAUGGAAGAACUCAACAGAAUCCGCUAGGGGAGCAAAAUCUGGUUCCAUCUGGGUUGCUUGGGUUUAUGAAUAUUUGUUAAAAGGAAGAAGUUUCUGGGCUGUAAAAAUUCCCUCAAAUGCAUCAUGGGGUUGGAGGAAACUACUCAAGCUCAGGCAACGGGCUAGAGGGCUCAUCCAACAUAUCCCGGGAGAUGGCACUGAGACUCAUUUGUGGCAUGAUAAUUGGCAUCCUUCUGGUCCACUGGUAGAAACUUAUGGUACAAAGAUUAUUCAAGAUGCAGGCAUUCCAUCCCAUGCCAAGCUUGCUGUGGUGGUUAAUGGAAAUUAUUGGAAAUGGCCACCUGCACGCUCCCCUCAGCUCCUAGAUAUUCAAAUAGCGCUAUGUGGUAGAUUAUAUCCUAAAGAGGGUGAAAAGGAUAGUAUGGUGUGGAUUCCCUCAGCUUCUAGUUCUUUCAAAGCAGGAAAAACAUGGCAUUGGAUAAGAAAUAAGCAAGCUAGAGUACCAUGGCACAAAUUAGUUUGGUUCCCUCAAUCAAUCCCUAAACAUAGUUUCAUUUGCUGGUUGGCUAUGCUGGAUAGAUUAACAACAAGAGCCAGGCAAAAGAAAUGGUCUCCGACUUUGACUGACACUUGUGUACUGUGCAACAAUGAAUCAGAGACUACUGAACAUCUCUUCUUCAAGUGCUAUUACGCAAGAAGGGUCUGGCAAGUUUUGAGCAAUUUGGCAGGUAUUCCAUUUAUGGAUUCUUGGCAAAGGCUUUUAAUGUGGAUGGGAAAGCGGAUACGAAGGAAAUCCUUGUAUUGGACACUUAUCAAGUUAAUAUGGAGUGCUGCAAUCUACCAUGUUUGGAUGGAAAGGAACAAUAGAAUCCAUCAGCAACUCUUUAGAACAGAAGAGGUAGUAUGUGAAGAAGUGCAAUUUGAUGUGAAACACAGGAUUUUAGGUUUUGCCAAGUUGAAAUCAUCAUCUCUACCUGUAUCCGUAGCAAUUAAUUGGGGGAUUGAAGCUGUUGUGCAAGGAUAGUAGAGAUUAAAUAGUUUCUGCAUUUUAUUUUGUAGCAGCAACAAAUUGCUGCUUGCUUGUGUAUAUACAGUUACUGGAUAAAUAAAAUUCACCUUUUAUC
Rubroshorea leprosula is the source of this 4513-nucleotide messenger RNA. NCBI's taxonomy places the organism in Eukaryota, Viridiplantae, Streptophyta, Magnoliopsida, Malvales, Dipterocarpaceae. The record is from the annotation of a GenBank genome assembly.